This is a messenger RNA of Tilletiopsis washingtonensis, 927 nucleotides long. RefSeq lists its product as hypothetical. Lineage: Eukaryota; Fungi; Basidiomycota; Exobasidiomycetes; Entylomatales. The transcript has 2 exons. The coding region runs from base 279 to 902 and encodes 207 amino acids. The record is from RefSeq and is a predicted model, not a curated record.
GCUGGCGCCACACCGCUCUGCUGCCGCCGCUCCUCCGCUGAGCGUUGCUCCACAUUGAGAAUCGCAGCGUGCCGCCGCGCAGCACAAGCUCAAGCGGAGCAGCGUGCGGAGCUGCGCCCAGAGUUGGCGCUGGGAGCACAUACAAGGACGCCGACGGCUGUGCGUCGUCGCCAUGCGGAGCCUGCACCAUUGCGUGCGUGCGGGGUGCGAUAGCGCUGCGCCCGAGGCAGCGUCGAGCUGGCCCUUUGUCCUCGUUGCGCUGCCCAUGGCAACGGGGCAUGGCUCGCGUCGCCUACAUAAGGAGCACAUCGUUGAGGCGCUCCUCCUCCUCACCCACAUCUCCUCAUCAAGCACCACUGCCACUCAGCAACCCCUGCCCAACUCUCAACAUGCGCUUCGCCACCUACCUUCUCGCGGCCACCAUCGCCGUUGCCAGCACGUCCGCCGCCGUUGCAGAGCAGCCCGUCGGCGUCGCCGGGCGUGACUUCACCAUCAGCAGCGACGGCAACGGCGGCCUUUCGUGCGGCUCGCUGCGCUGCUCCGACGGCAGCAUGCCCGACUCGCGCUGCAACUGCGGCGGCAACAUCCAGCAGGGCGGCGCCACGCUCGUGCGCGCCUCGGGCGGCGUCACGAGCACAUACACGGGCGCAGAGGUGACGAGCUUCCUCUCUGCGUCGCGCGCCAGCGCCAGUGCGGCGGCGGCGACGCAGACGGCGGGCGGCGCCACCACCACGCCUGCGCCGUCCAGCUCCUCGUCGUCGUCGUCGUCGAGCAGCAGCAGUCGCUCGUCCAGCACGGCCUCGCCCGCGAGCCAGUCGCGCUCGCCCGACGCCGCGACGGGCCUCGCGCCCAGCGCCGGCCUCGCGGCGCUCUUCGCCGGUGCGGCCGUGUACCUGCUCUAGUCUCCUGCCGCUGGCCGGCACACUC